AUGGAUAAUAAUAAUUCAAAUAAUAUUAAAUUAAAGAAUAAUUUUGAAAAAAGGUUUCAAGAGAUUGAAAAUGAAUUAAGAGAUAGUCAUAUUGGAUUAGAUGAAAACUUUUAUACAUCAAUAAAUGAUAAUAUUGGUAUUAGUAAAUUAAUUAGAUUAUCAAAAUCAAUAUAUAUAGCGAAAGAUGAUGAUAAUGAUGAAAACAUUGAUAAAGAGAAAGAGACUCAACAACAUCAAAUAUUUACAACACAAGAAUAUGAAAAUGGUAUUGAAAUUCAUGAUAUAAAUAAUAGAUUAGUAUUCUUUUGUUCAGAUUAUUUAUGGAAUUGUGAAAAUCAUAUAAAAUCAUUAUUAAAGAUUUAUUCAAUUAAUAACUGUAUAAUUUAUUGUGGUCUAUCUGAACUUGCACAUAUUAGUCAUCCAAAUUCUUCAAAAUCAAAAUCAAAAUCAAUUAAUAAUUUACCAAACUUUCAAAAUUUUAAAAAUAAAUUCAUUGAAAAAAUGAAAUUAUCUUUUAAAAAAGAAAAUCAAGAUAUCAAUCAUGAUGGUCAUGAUGAUGAUGAUGAUGAUGAAUAUUAUCAAGAUGAAUUACCAGAUAUAUCAUGUACAAUUAAAUAUUUCCCUUUAUGUUAUAGUCAACCAUUUAAAAAUUUCUUUACUAUUCCAAUUCAAAAAUCAUUAUUUCCUUCAAAUUAUUUUAUUAAUGAUUUAAAAUUAAAUGAAUAUAAAUUAAAUAAAAUGCCAGAAGAAAUUCAAGAUAAUGUUCAUAAAAGUAUUUAUUCAUUUUUAUCAUUUUUAAAUGAAAUGAAAUUGGGGUCAGUGUCAGGAGAAGAUUUAAAUAUCUAUCCAAUUGGACCAUUUUCAAGUUAUUUAGCACAUGAAAUUCAAACCACCUUAGCCACUAUAACAAAUCAACAACAAGAUGAUUAUCAUCCAAUAUCUUUAUUAUUAAUUGAUAGAACUUUAGAUUUAGUUGGUCCAUCAUUACAUUCUGAAAAUUCAAUGGAUAGAAUUUAUUUUUCAACUACAACACCAUUAAAUAAAUCAAAUAAUAAUAAUAAUAAUAAUAAUAAUAAUAAUAAUAAUAAUAAUAAUGAUCAACUUAAUAAUUAUCAACCAAUAAUUAAUAUUGAAACAUUUUUUGAUAAUGAUAAUAAAAUAGUUAGUGAAUCAAGUAUUAAUGAAUGUCCAAGGAUUAUAUCAACAAUUAAUGGUAGUGAUAUUGAACGUCAUCAAAAUCUUGAUAAUACCAACAACAACAAUACCAGUGGUGAAAGUAGUGUUAGAUUAUGGGAUAGUUUAAUUACAAAGAGUUUAAAAGAUGUUAUAAUGAUAUUAAAGAGAAGAUUAGUUGAAAUCAUUUCAAAAGAGAAUAUAAAUGUUGAUAUUUCAAGUAUUGCUGGUCCAACUAAUAUUCAAUCUUUAAUUGCUUUAGUAAAUGUUUUAAAAGAUGGUGAUAAUAAUGGCGAUUAUGAUGAUAGUGAUGAUAAUGAUGAUGAUGGUAAUGAUGAUGGUGAUGAUAAUGGUGAUAAUCAUAAUCAUAUGUUAAUGUAUAGGUAUAAUGAUAUAAUAGAAGCUGUUGCUGCAGUUGAACAAACUAUUAAUUUAUCAUCACAGUUUCAUUGGGAUCAACUAUUAUCAAUUGAAAAAAUUCUAUUAUUAAGCUCAGGUUAUGAAUUAGAAGAGGAGGAUGAAGAUGAUGAAGAUGAUGAAGAUGAAGAAAAUGAAGAUAAUAGUGAACCAUCAAUACUAUCACAAAUUUGUGAUAUAAUUGAAACACCAAUUAGUGGUGGUGGAGGUGAUGAUAAAUAUUAUUCAAUUCAAGAGAUUUUAAUCCUAUGUGUUAUGGCAUAUUCAAUCAAAGGUUUGACCUCAAAAUUAUCUCAAAAACAUUUAAAUUCAUUAUCAUCUUUAAAUAUUAGCAAUAGUGUUAGUAAUAAUAAUAGUAGUAAUAGUAAUCUCAGUGGUAGUGGUAGUGUCAAUGACAAUAAUUCUGUAUCAACACUCGAAAAGAUACCAAUAUUCUCAGAUUCAGAUGAACAAAGAUUAAUCAAUUGUUUAUCAGAUAAAAUUUUAAAGGAAAAUAUUUAUAAAGAUUUAAAAUUUUUAAAUAGAGAAUCAAAUAAUAAUAAUAAUAACAAUGAUAACGAAGAAAAAGAAGAAGAAGAAGAAGAAGAAGAAGAAGAAGAAGAUGAUGAAAAUAUUAUUGACAAGAAUGAAUUAAAUGAAAUUUUAAAGAAAAAAGUAUUAAGUAAACUUAAAUCAAUUGGAAUUAUUAGACAAAAAUAUUUAAAUGAACAUAAAUCAUUAAUAAGUGGUGGUGGUAGUUCAAUGAUGGGUGCAACUUAUUCAAGUUUAUUAAGUCAAUUGGUGAAAUCAUUAUUUGAGAAUAGUGUUUCAACGGGUGGUAAAGAUAUUAAAGAUUUUGAAAAGUUUAAUUCAUCCUCUUUGGUUGGUUAUCUAUUAGGUAAAACAAAUUGGAUGGGUAGAUCAAAGAAAAGAGAGAAACCAUUGGAUAAUAGAAAGGUUUUAAUAUACGUUUUAGGGGGUAUCACUUUCACUGAACUCAAGGAGUUAACUGAUCUCUUUGAAAAAACUCUAAAAUCAUCCCAAUAUAAAGAAUUUUCAAAUCAUCAAUUCUUAAUUGGUUCAAAUCAAAUUUUAACACCUUUAAAAUUAUUUAAUCAUUUAUUUAUAAAUGAAAAUAAAAAAUAA
Messenger RNA from Dictyostelium discoideum AX4, 2715 nucleotides. RefSeq names its product Sec1-like family protein (gene scfd2). NCBI's taxonomy places the organism in Eukaryota, Evosea, Eumycetozoa, Dictyosteliales, Dictyosteliaceae. The transcript has 2 exons. Gene Ontology annotation, biological process: vesicle-mediated transport. Bases 1 to 2715 code for a protein of 904 amino acids. The record is from RefSeq and is a predicted model, not a curated record.